GCACUAUUCGGAGAACACCGUAAGAGUACUGCCACUGUUCAUCCUGGGUAGGAUAUAGUAAAUAAGUGUACAGGCACAAUCUCUCUGUCUGAAUACUUUCCAGUCUGAUGGUAUUAUGCAGCAAAUAGCUCCUCAAUAUGGCAGUGGCAGCUUUGUGAGGCAGCAGAAAGACACAAAAACCCUUCUUUUAGCCCCACUUGCUCUCUUUAAAGAAGCCAACUGCCCUGUUUUAGGUCUCCCUCUGGUUUGUGAGUCCAUGGAUGGGCUGUAGGGAGAGCUGCAACAGUGAGGAUGGACUCAAGCUCUCUCAAAGCUUCUGGGGCCUUAAGUGGCGCCAGUGAUGCUCUCCAUGGGCUCAAGUUUGGGCAAAAGAUCUACUUUGAUGAUGGUGGUGGUGGGAGCGGAAGCUCCUCCAAGGCACCGACAGCUCCGGCGAAGGAGGCGGCGGCGCCACCGCCUCCGACAAAGAAGGGGAAGGGCGUGGCACAAGGUGGGGGGCAGCAGCCGCCUAGGUGCCAAGUGGAGGGGUGCAAUGUCGAUCUGACGGGGGUUAAGGCUUACUACUGUAGGCAUAAGGUUUGUGGGAUGCACUCGAAGGCGCCUAAGGUCGUAGUUGCAGGCUUGGAGCAGAGGUUCUGUCAGCAGUGUAGCAGGUUUCACCAAUUGUCUGAAUUUGACCAAGGAAAGCGCAGCUGUCGUAGACGUUUGGCAGGGCAUAACGAGCGUCGAAGGAAGCCACCUCCCGGUCCAUUUGCAUCACGCUAUGGGCGCCUUGCAUCAUCCGUUCAUGGUCAGAAGCAUCUCAAUACAGCUGCAUCUAUAUUGUCGUGCCGAUAUCCUUCUAAACAUGCUGCAUUCCGGUGUCGUGCUAAUAUGUUUUGUUUUACAGAAGAUCCGAGUCGAUUCAGGAGCUUUUUGAUGGACUUCAGCUAUCCGUAUCUCUCGAGUACUGCAAGAAACCUUUGGCCAACUGCAAGGGCUGGCGAUCGGGUGGCUUCCAAUGAAUGGCAUGUGGCCUUCGAUACUUCACCUGGUGCUGCUGCAAUGCAUGGCACUCAUGCCUGCUAUCAAGCACCACCGGCAGCAACCUUCUGCUCUCCCAUGGAAUUUCCACCCGGUGAAUGUCUUGGAGGAGUCUCCGACUCAAGCUGUGCUCUCUCUCUUCUGUCAACUCAUCCGUGGAGCAGCAACUCUGCCAGAAACCGUGCUCCGGCGAUCGCGCCAAGCAGCAGCACCUUUGAUGGCCCUCCGAUGGCCCAGUCAGCCGUCCCCGACAAUUACGGCACCAGCUCAUGGGGGCUCAGAGGCCAUGGAAGCAGGAUUAGCUCGCACGAGAUCCAGCACGCAGCGGGAUUAGCAGGAGCAACGGAGGCCAGCGAUGCUCAUUUCUCAGGUCAGGUGGAGUUGGCUUUGCAGGAGAAUGGACAGUGCCUUGACCAUGGUUCAGCUAGGUCAUAUGGCCAUUCCAGUCUUGGCAUGCAUUGGUCUCUGUAGACCCCGAAGAAACCUUGGCCAUGUGGAUUGGAUGGAUGUUUUUUGUGAAGAACAGCAUCAUGAACUCCAAAAACUCUCCGAAUGGUAGUUCUGACUGCUUAAUAUCUUAUAGCCUUUAUCCAUCUGUAUGAAACCUAUGUUACUCUGAGGCAUUAGUAUGUUGUGAUGCCCUUUUGCUAAUCUAUUUCCGUAGCCGUGGUAACAUC
This is a messenger RNA of Musa acuminata AAA Group (dessert banana), 1700 nucleotides long. Its product is annotated as squamosa promoter-binding-like protein 14. Gene Ontology annotation, cellular component: nucleus. The record is from RefSeq and is a predicted model, not a curated record. Gene Ontology annotation, molecular function: DNA binding. The coding region runs from base 292 to 1494 and encodes 400 amino acids. The transcript is spliced from 2 exons. Lineage: Eukaryota; Viridiplantae; Streptophyta; Magnoliopsida; Zingiberales; Musaceae.